UGUUUAUUGUUCGACCAUUGUUUUUCCAUUUCGCGAGAGGAUAUGAAGAACAAGUGAAGCCACGACUUUUUUUUAGCAGAAACAAAGUCUUGGUCUUCCCCUUGCUCUGCUCGAUCCUACCUACGCUAGCGCACACUGCGUCUCACGCUCGCGAGCGAACUAGCCCAAGAGGAGAGCAAUGGCGCCGUCCAAGAAGGUGCUGAUGCUGUGCGGCGACUACAUGGAGGACUACGAGGCGGCCGUGCCCUUCUACGCGCUGGCCGGCCUCGGCGUCGCCGUCCACUGCGCGGCCCCGGGCAAGGCCCCCGGCGACCCAUGCCUCACCGCCGUCCACGACUUCCUCGGGUACGAGCUCUACACGGAGCUCCCCGGCCACCGCUUCCGGGUCACCGCAGACUUCGCCGCGGCGGCGGCCGACCCGUCCUCCUACGACGCCCUCCUCGUCCCCGGCGGCCGCUUCGUGGAGCAGCUCAGCGUCGACGCCGACGCGGUCGCCCUCGUCAGGGCGUUCGCGGGCGAGCUGCGCCGGCCGGUCGUGCUGACCUGCCACAGCCAGGUCCUGCUCGCCGCCGCGGGCGCCAUGGGCGGCGUCCGGUGCACGGCGUUCUUUAGCCUGCGGCCCGUGGUGGAGCUGGCCGGCGGGACCUGGGUCGACCCCGAUCCCUUCAGCCUCUGCGUCGCCGAUGGCCACGUCCUGACCGCCAUCGGGUGGCCCGCGCACGGGGAGAUCAUCGCGCAGCUCCUGCGCGCCUUGGGCGGCCGAGUCCUCGGCGGGCGCGGCCAGGGCGUCCUCUUCCUCUGCGCCGACUACGUGGACGACUACGAGGCGAACGUGCCCUUCCGCGCGCUGGCCGGCGUGGGCUGCCGCGUGGAGGCGGCGUGCCCGACGAAGCGCAAGGGCGAGCCGUGCGUCACGGCGAUCUACGAAGACGUCACCGGCGCGGCCCCCGGCGCGGUGAGCGGCGAGAAGCGCGGGCAUAACUUCGUGAUGACCGUCGACUGGGCCGACAUCGACGUCGACGACUACGAGUGCGUGGUCGUGCCCGGCGGCCGGUCGCCGGAGCUGCUGGUGACGAACGAGAAGGCGGUGGCGCUGGUGGGGAAGUUCGCGGCCGAGGGGAAGGUGGUCGCCAGCAUCGACCAGGGGCACCUGGUCCUCGCCGCGUCCGGGCUCCUCAAGGGCAAGCGGUGCGCCAGCGGAGUCCCCAUGAGGGUGAUCUCCAACCUCGCCGGCGCGGCGGCCGUGGAGCCCGAAGGGGCGGUCGCCGACGGGAAGCUCGUGACGGCGGCGAGCUGGCCCGACCUUGCCGAGUUCAUAGCUCACCUCGUGGAUCUCUUGGGCAUCACCGUCUCGUUCUGAAGAAGAUGCAACUGCAAUGCAUCUCUCCGUGAUCUGUAAUAACUUUGUGAACAGAACGCUGAACACUGUCACACUCUGCAGAAACUCUAACCUUGGAGUUCAGAGAUUGCCAUAUGUUUCCAGUUCUCUGUUUCUCUUCCUGUAUAGUGCCACAAACUGGUAUUUUGAUUUGGAGUGGAAUCUUUUUUGUUGGUUGGAA
Aegilops tauschii subsp. strangulata is the source of this 1559-nucleotide messenger RNA. Its product is annotated as DJ-1 protein homolog E. Lineage: Eukaryota; Viridiplantae; Streptophyta; Magnoliopsida; Poales; Poaceae. The record is from RefSeq and is a predicted model, not a curated record.